Molecule: messenger RNA, 1874 nt
Organism: Bombina bombina (fire-bellied toad)
Lineage: Eukaryota; Metazoa; Chordata; Amphibia; Anura; Bombinatoridae
Exons: 4
Coding region: 252-605 (117 amino acids)
Source: RefSeq, a predicted model, not a curated record
ACUUGCACUGACACUUUAUCAUUUACUUCUAAAGAGCAUUUCAGGUUUACUCUACAGAGAAAUCCAGAGACUGAAUCCAUUUGAGAGAAUCCCAAGAAAAGAACAGUGUAGAAUCUACACACUAAGAAAGACCCUAGCUAUAGGUGGAGUAUGUGGCAAUCUAAGCAAAGCCUGGAACAUCAGGAAUAGCAGGUUCCCCACCCACACCCCAGCAAGAGCUAUAGGGCAGACACAGCUUCCAAGCACUAAAGAUGAGUUGUAGCUGCCUGCACCCAGAAACUGACUCUGAAUACGAGGAGGAAGAAGAGCCAAAGGGUGAGAAUGAGAUUAACAAAAAUGAAGAAAAAGUAGUUACCGCUGCAGUUGUGGCCGGAGCACACAAAUCUCUGGCUAACCAAAAAGACCGUGAGAAGGAACAGCAAAAACGAAGAGAGCACCAGCGAAGGAGAGAUAAUGAUAAACAGCGUGAGAGGGAGAGAAACGCAGAAAGAGAGAAAGAAAGAAGGAGACAGAAAGAAAGGCAGAGACAGGCCAACAAACAGAGACAGCAGCAGGCAGACAGACAGAGAAAGGCAGAUAAGCAGAGACAGAAAAAGAAAAAAUAAGAAGAUAUAAGUAGUAGAAAUGUGAAAUGAUGAAUACACUCCAGGCUUUUAAAUACAUAUGGACUUGGGCUGCUAGUUGUUCAUUUCCAGCUCUUUGCUAUUUUUAAACAGAAGUGAUAUAAACAUGUUUAUAGGAAAAGAAAGGUAAUGGUAUUAAUACAGCUGUGAUUCCCAAACCUUUUGUAUUGUACCCCUACAAGCAUGAAUUGUUGCCCUAACUACCCCAAAUGCAACACUAAAAUAUUAAUAGGUUAAAAAAUAAGAGGCAAUCGUGCGUACCCCAGAAUGCGAUAAAUUGGUUCAGUUUUUUAAUAAAUUUAUUUCAAAAUCUAGUUUUACUGGAUGCGAAUGCAGCAAUUCUUUGGAAAUAUUAGAGCAACUUCUAGAAAAAAAAACACACAGAACACACAUAUUGUUCCUUAAUAUUAUGCCACUAAUAUUACAAAAAACAUAUGAUGGGGGAAGUAAUAUUUAUGUUACCCCAUUUCUGCAUCUAACUUUAUCGCAUAUGCAGCUUCUCAAUCUCAUUUCAUUGUGGCAUACCUGGGUAUAGAGCACUUUACCUGGUGCAUUUUAUAAUGGCAUAUUUCCCUUGUGAUAUUUCACUGUGACCCUAUGACCCUAUAUCGGACAUGUCUCUGUGGCAUGUUUUCACAGUGCUAUGUUACUUGACAUAAUAUGUAUCAUCAUUUCUAAACUCCAGUCCUCAAAUAUCACUCAGCAGCCAGAUUCUCAUGAUUUCUCUACCUGAGUACAGGUGAGUCAGUCACAGUGAGUCAGCAGCUGACCAGCCCAGGCAGGGAAAUACAAUCUGGCCUGUUAGGGGUGCUUAAGGGACAAACUGAGAAACACUGAUUUCUGUGAUACAUUAAAUAUUUACAUUAGCUGGAUCAGGGAAAAAAGAUAAUAAAAGGGCAAAUGCUGGAGCAUCCAUUGCCUAUGCUCUAGGUACCCCCAGGGGUUACACGUACAAUAGGUUGAGAAACAAGGAUAUACACUACUCAUACAAAUUGUUAAAAAAUCUUCGUCACAUGAGCUCCUACAGUUUUAUUUCCUUAUUCGCUCCUUGUGAUUGUGAGUUUAUAGAAGGACAACAUAUUUGUUGUUUCUUGGACAAAACGUUCUAGGGCAAAUGCAACAAGCAGUAUAACUAAGUAUUGUUUCCAAAGGGAGAAAACUGUCACAUUUUAUGAAUUAUGUGGAAUGUUUUUGCUGUGAGUAUGAGUCUGAAAUAUUCAUUUAAAUGCAUUAAAGGAACAUUGACAUGUU